CAAUCAGAGCAUGAGUUUGAUUGUUUGCGGAAAACACUGCACAGCGGGUUUGCAGCGUACGUGUGAACGAGCCAUUCUUAUAAAAAAUAUAAAUACCCCUUAGAUUGCUACUCCUCGAAAUAAACACACCGAAGUGUUUCUUUGGGUGAAACAGUUUUUAAAUAUAAUUUAAUGACACAUUUGUAAACUGUUCGUCGUAGUAGCCCGUAAUUUCUAUUUUACGCGUGGAGGUAAGCAUGGAAUGGCCAGACGAGGUGUCCGAGGUGAAUAUGAAGCCGCCAAAGCGCCUCCGCAUCGUGCCAAGUGCAGCAGAAACAGCACUCGAAGGGCAGGAGAAGCGCCAGGGUGCCGUUGACGUGAGUAUCAUCAUGCCUGUGUAUAAUGCCUCCUGUUGGCUAGAUGAGUGUCUGCAAGCAAUAUUGGACCAAGAUUUCACCGGCACUAUGGAACUAUCUGUUUUUGACGACGCCAGCACCGAUGACUCCAGAAAAGUGGUGGAAACUUGGAGGGAGAGGUUGGAGGGAAGGGACAUCUCACUGGUGUUCAGUGGCCACAACUCGGACCAACCAAGAGGGGUGGGAUAUGCAAAAAAUAAGGCCGUGGCGCAGAGCUGUGGAAAAUACUUGUGCUUCCAGGAUGCGGAUGACAUCAUGUUGCCCCAAAGAGUUCGGCUGCAGUACGAGGCGUCUGUCCUCCACUCAAGCUCUUUGAUAGGCUGUAAAGUUCGGAGGCUUCCAGAGGGAUCCACGCAACGCUACACCCGCUGGAUCAACACAAUCACUCAAGAUCAACUCCUCACGCAAGUAUAUACAUCCCAUGGACCGACAGUCAUCAUGCCGACUUGGUUCUGCUCAAGAGACUGGUUCUCAACUGUUGGAUGGUUCAGCGAGGAGAGCAAGGGAGUCCCUGAGGACUUGAUCUUCUUUUACCAGAGUCUUCGUCAAGGAGGACUUGUGAUCAGAGUUGACCACUGCCUUGUGGUGUAUCGUUACCACGAGAAGGCCACCACACACUCCGUGAAAGAGGAAACCAUUUGGAACCUGCGAGUUGGAUUCCUUCAGGAGAGAGUCAUUAGCCAAUGGGAAAGCUUCACCAUAUGGAAUGCCGGGAAACAGGGCCGUAAGCUGUACCGCUGCCUUAACGCCACUAAUCAGAAGAAAGUCAAAGCUUUCUGUGAUGUGGACAAGAAUAAGAUAAAGAAGGGUUUUUACACAUAUGAGGACUCCAAGGAACGACCAAAGCCAAAAAUCCCAGUCCUGCACUACAAAGAUGCGUCGCCCCCUUUUAUCAUUUGCGUCAAGCUGGACAUGACGGCUGGCGUUCUAGAGGAAAACCUCAACUCAUUACAGAUGAAAGAAGGAAUCGACUUCUUCCAUUUCAACUGACUGACCGCGGCUGGUACAUCACUGUUAGACAUAUUAAAUCACAGGAGUAGAUUUAAAACUCAUGCACACUCUUCCAUUCAUUAUUUUCAAGGCUAAUCCUAUUCAAAGUUCAAAGAAGCUUAUGUCUAUCUGAGCUAAAUAAGCCUGAGAAGCGGAAUACACAAGGCUGCACAUCCAUGCUCACAUUCAAAGUACGGCCAAUUUAGAGUCUUCUUUUUUUUAACUGGUAUGUGACUAUUGAACAAUUAUCGGGCCGGGCGGUUUUCCAUUUUACCUCUUCAUCCAUAUUUAUUAGUCAGAAUUAUUCAUGUACACACACACGCAUACACACAAACCCAAUGUACAUUAUAAAUCAACACCAAAGUCUCUUCUUUCAAUUCACUGUCAAAGAUGAAAACAAAGGAUGCCUUUGUUGUAAUUAUUUAUCAGAGUUGAGGAUUUUGAGUCAUAUGACUUUGCUCGUGUUGGACUCAAGUUGCUAUUUUUUGUACUUGCUUGACAAAAAUGUGGGUAUGCCUUGACUUGAGUUGAGACUUGAACUUCAUUACUUGGCAAGUCAUUUUGUUUUUAUAGUAGUUUUAAAUCUGCAUUUUCGUGUCAUCUGUCUGAUGCAUCUAAGCUAGCUCUGCGAACCUACCGUAAGCUAACCAGGUUAGCUCCACAGUUUAGCUGAAUAAUCGAUGGUCAAAUACUUCACGUCAAUUCCGCAUUUAAUUGAGAACUAUUUAUCUCCACGUUCACAGUGUGCUACUCAUACAAACGUCAAUAUGAAAAAAAUAACCUGCAUUCUUCGAAAUAAUUGUAGACAUUCAUUUUAUUAGUUCAUUGUUUUGCAUGUCAUUUUUAUAGAUGUAAAUGUAGGAUCAGUGAAAACAAAUGUAGCACUCCAACAUGUAUUGAGCAAGAGGUGAUUUGAUUUACGACUUGCUUGAAUGAAGUAGUGACCUGACUUGCUUGAAAUUUGGUGGCGAUUCGAGUUGACUGGCAUCAUUUUUUUCGCACAGUGACUUGGGACUUGCUUGAGACUUGAAGGUUACGACUUGAGACUCGUGACUUGCACAUAUGUGACUUACUCCCACCUGUGAUAAUUAUUGUUAGUUUUUGUUGGUUUGGUCAACAUAAAAUGCUUUUUCAGUUAGUUUUCCUUUUUUGAAAAGCAUUUUUGUUUAUAUGCUAUUUCGUUUUUUUUAAAUGUUUUUUUCAUUUACAUUGUUGUAUUUCAUUAUUUUUUGUCAACUAUAAUAACCUUGACUACCGGUACUCUGACAUAUGGACCAGUUGAGCCGUGCAGUUUGAGGGCUUAUUGUACUGGAAGAUGUUAAAUUGUCCAUCCAUCCAUUAUCGGAAGCGCUGAUUCCCACCCCGCGAGGGUCGCGGGCAUACUGUAGCCUAUCCCAGCUGUCGCCGGGCAGUCAUUUAGAAUUUUAAUCGAUUCAUGAUUCUAUCUAUGGACAGUACAUGCUUUGACAAAAGGAAUAUUUUCUAACCGGGAGUGGGGUUUUUUUCAACAUUAUUGAUUCCAUGAAAGUUAAUGGAAGUUAGUGCUGGCUGGAGGCAAGGAGGGUGGAGGGAGCUCGUGCUGGAGGAAGAAAAAAAACUUUCAAAGGUUUCUUGGUAUCAGGAGAAAUUAAAGGCCAUAUCGCACAGCCCCUUCUUAAAUUCUAAAGUCUGUCAGCCAGGGAAAUGGCAGGCUUAUGUAAGCACGAACACUGGGAAUAGCUUUGUGUGAGCAGACUGGAAACAUCAGUGCAACAUCAUGAUAAGGCUGAAUAAGUGUAACGUUACGGUUUUUCAUGGUUUAUGGGCAUAAUGACGUCUUUCUUCACUAUCUGCUUCCUACAAACUUGCAGUGAUGAAACCCGUUUUGAGUAAAUGUGCACAGCAAAUUUGUGUGACUUUUGGACAGAGGCAUGCCAGCAUUUGCAGUCUGUGCAUUUAAUGAGUCUCGCUUGCUUCCCAACUUACUGCACAUUUCAUCCACAUACAAAAUGUAUGCUGCGUCUAUGGUGGUGCUCUUAAUGGCAAAAACCAGGGACCCUCCUUCAUAUUUAGCUUAGUGGACUAGACAUGUUUUUCUUCAAAGAUGACAUGAGUGAGUGCAGCUGUAAUUUGUUAGUUUCAAAGGAAUCAAAAGGUCCGAUCUGAACUUUUUAAUGCUAAAAAAAAUAAUAAUAAUAAUAAUGGGAGGGAGUGCGUGUACCGUCAGAACAUUGAACUUACAAUGGGUGUGGCCUCCCUCUCUGAUGCAACCGCACGGACACAUCUGCUACAAACAUGGACACAGCCUGUGCUUGUUUAGCAUUCUCCAAGACUCUUAUGAAACAAUAUUCUCUUCCAAGAGAGCGCAGAUCGGACACGUAAACCCUUGGAGCACGUUUAUUUUAUCUCACAGAGCGUGAACCGUUUGCUGCCUGCAGCCAAACAGGCCUUUAGCCAUAAAUCUCCUUCAGUGUUCCUGUCUUUCUGUAAAUCUGCGCCACUCUGCAACUUGGAAGGAGGCAGCAGGGGCCGCACUGCAGCAUUGUGUUCAAUGGGUCAGCACAACUGUGUGGACCUGAUAGUGCUUUUAGUUUUCGGGAAGAUCGUCGUCACGUUUAGCCAAGCCUUCGUGGGAAGUAAGCAUUGACAGUUAGGUAAAUAGAACAAGAUGUGAUUGUGGGUCUGUGAAGGCCUGGCAAAGCAGUUCCAGGGAGGGUAACUCAGAAUUUGGUGACGUUCAGGCUGUCAGCCACCACAAUGGAUUUUCCCCCUGCGUGUGUUCAAAAUGUGGGUUAUAUCUACAAUGGUGUCACCUUGUUGAAAUACAUUUGAGCCCAUGACAACAGAAGGCACAAAAUGGCUGUAAUCUCGAAAUGGCAAAUGUCCCAUGUUUAUGAAAGCGUUUAAAUGUUUUUUGUAUUGAAGCAAAUUCAUCCCAAUCCGAAUACUGGACUUGAUUGGAUGUGUUUUCUACGCAUAUGUACCAUCGUGCUUUUGUGAUUAGAUUUUCGGCAUGAUUGUUUAUCUUCUCCGUGUUGUUUUCAAUUAGUUGAUUCAUUUUGUGGUCUUUCAUCAAAAUAGUCAAACAAUGACUUGGAAAAAAAAUCUGAAAAUGUUUACCACUAAUAGUUCUGAGCAAAUGUUGCCUCCUUUGAAUCUUUGUCACUGAGCCAGUUCUCAUCUUUGCUCUGGGAUGAUACAUUUCAACAUCUGCAGGAUGGAUUACUACAGAACGUUUGUCGGGGCUCCACGUGAUUGGCUGAACUCACUUGUUUUUAGCUCGUACCAGUAUCACAAACGUGAUUAACGUUCCAAACAUCCGUGUCCCCCUCUUCUGUAGCGUUGUGCCACAAAGAAUGCAUUUUUCUUUAUUACUCAACUGAUAGAAGUCAGUAAAGGAAUGGAACUUGGUGCUCAUUUGAAA
Messenger RNA from Hippocampus zosterae (dwarf seahorse), 4788 nucleotides. It is a transcript of the gene b3gntl1, whose product is annotated as UDP-GlcNAc:betaGal beta-1,3-N-acetylglucosaminyltransferase-like 1. The record is from RefSeq and is a predicted model, not a curated record. The transcript has 12 exons. NCBI's taxonomy places the organism in Eukaryota, Metazoa, Chordata, Actinopteri, Syngnathiformes, Syngnathidae. Bases 237 to 1385 code for a protein of 382 amino acids.